AUGAAGAAGAUCUCACUCCGGCGCAAGAGCUCCUCAUCCACCGAGAUUUGGGACACGCUCCGCAUUGCUCAUGAAGGAUCAAGAGGGGUUCGAGAAUCCAAGAUUGAACUUCUUGAAGGGAAGCUAGGGAGGUUCGUGAUGGAAGAUGACGAAACACCUCAAGAGAUGUAUGACCGGAUGAUGAUCAUAGUGAACAAGAUCCGUGGCCUUGGGAGUGAAGACAUGACGGAUCAUGUGGUGGUGAAGCGCUUGCUCCAGAAAUUCCUCCGCAAGAAGAGCUAUGGGAGAAAGGAUGAGGACCGGUAUAAGAGGCAAUCCAAGAAAACAUGCUAUGAGUGCAAGGAGUUUGGGCACUUUAUAGCGGAUUGCCCCAAGCUCGCUAAGAACAAGAAGGGCAAGGGCAAGACCAAGUAUUUCAAGAAAAGGCCCAGGAGAGCUCACAUCGGUGAAGAGUGGUUCUCAAGCGACAAUGAGAGCGACAAAGAGGAGGAGCCCAAGUCAAGCGACUCCAAGAGCAAAGGCGUUGCUACCAUGGCCAUAUCGUCAUCAAGCACGGAGCGGCUCUUCUCCAACUUGAGCGACGAUGACGGUGAUCAUACGCCAUUGUGCCUCAUGGUGCAAGGGCGCAAGGAAGGAUCUCUCGAGAGGCAAGAGGAUCUCCUUAUUCAAGAGAGGAUAAAAAAUGACUCUCUUGAAAAGGCCCUUGCCAGAAAGGAUGAAAAGUUGGUUGAUUUGUCUAAGGAGCUCACGCUAGCAAAUCAAACCAUAACCAAUCUUAAGAAUGUCAAUGAAAUCCUUGAGGAAACUAUUGUGUCCAUGAAUGUGAGGCACAAUGGUCUUGAGAAUGAAAUUGACAAUCUUAAGCACAGCCUCUCCAAGUCUAAGGACAACACAAUAGUCACUACUAUUCUUGAUUGUGAGAAAUACAAAACUAUUGACUUAAGUGUUGUUGAGACUAACAAUGUAGCUCUCAAAGAGUUGAAGAAAGAAAAUGAGAGGUUGGAGACCUUGGUAAAGUUUGGAUGCAUUCGAACUUACCAAUCCAAUGAUGCUCUCUUCAAGACAAUCACCUCUUAUAACAACAAGGAUAAGAGGGGUCUUGGAUAUUCCCCCGACUCAAAUGCAAGCCCAAAAAGAGUAAUGAUCAAUGGUAAACCAUGUGUUGCAUUUGUGAAGAAAAGGGAGUCAACUGCUGAAGAGGAUACAAAAAUCAGCCCUGAGGACAGACAGUCCGAAUAG
Messenger RNA from Oryza brachyantha (malo sina), 1239 nucleotides. RefSeq lists its product as uncharacterized. Bases 1 to 1239 code for a protein of 412 amino acids. The transcript has 4 exons. Lineage: Eukaryota; Viridiplantae; Streptophyta; Magnoliopsida; Poales; Poaceae. Gene Ontology annotation, molecular function: nucleic acid binding; zinc ion binding. The record is from RefSeq and is a predicted model, not a curated record.